CAAUUACGCAUGCGCUUAAAUCAUUUCCGGUUAAAUGGAAUCUUAAAAAAAAAAUCCAACAUUUAUCUAAUUUUAACCUGAUUUAUGGCUGUAUAUGCAAUUAUAAUGUCAUGAUCCAGUUGAUAAAUAGUAUUCUCGUGUACAACAAAGGUUUAAAUCAUUUUAAUUGAUGAAUUGGAGGAGUUCUAACGCUUUUCCAAAGAAGGAACAAAUACAAAAUGAGUGGAAACAUCUGAACUUUUUUCUGAAUAUUUUCUAGUCUAGAUUAGAUCUACACCAGAAAAAUUUAAUUAGGAUGUUGACUCCUUCUGAACAAAGGAUGGAUCUCAACUCUGCCAACAUGACUUUAGCUAAGGGACCGAUGAAUUUUAGUGAAAAUCAACAAGGCAACGUUAUACUUGAUAAAUUACGACUCCAGAAGGACAAUGGAAGAUUUUGUGACAUCGUUUUUCAUGUUGAUGAGAAGCAGUAUCUAGCUCAUCGUAAUGUUCUUGCUGCAUGUAGUCCAUACUUUGACUCUAUGCUGAAAAUCAAUAGAGUUGCAAAGGAGCACUUAAGUGUCACUUGUACGAAUCAUGAAAUAUUUGAACUACUGUUGGACUAUAUGUAUACUGGGUCAGUACAGAUUCACAACAAUAAUGUGCGUGAGUUACUCAAGCUUGCAAAUCAUUUCCUCAUAUCAAACCUGAGAAGUUACUGUGGAGAUUAUUUGGAACAAAGCAUGGACCAUACCAAUUGUUUUAGCAUCAAGGAGCUGGCGUCAAAAAGUGGUUUGAAUAAGCUGUUAGAAAACUCAGAAAAUUUUAUUAAACAAAACUGGAGUCAAAUUAUUUUACAGAAUGAAAUACUUGAGUUUACUCAAUCCCAAUUGGAAAUAUUUAUGAGAAACUCUGAAUUGCUUUCUGAAGAAGAAAAGUUCCGUAUCAUUUUAAGUUGGGUAAAGACCAAUGUGAAACAACGAGAUACAAUUCUGAUCCCCCUGUUGGCAAAAAUUGAUUGGGCAAAGAUCAAUCCAGGUAUUAUCCUAAGCACUCUUCAGGAGGAUCUCACAUUUACGCAAAAUGAAAAACUGUUGUAUUAUCUGCUGAAAGCACUUCAUGAUAAUGGAAUAGCGUUCCAAGAAUAUAUGGGAAUGUAUACAAAGUUGCAAGAGAAAUAUGAUCUUACAAGUCAGGACCUUGAAGAUGAAGGCAAUAAUCUGCUCCAAAUUGCUGUUUCGGAAGCUAUUGGAGCUGUGAAUGAAUUUGUUGAGAAUGACUGUAAGUCAGAAAUAACGGUUACCCCGUAUCGUGCAAUGGACCAGGCUGCAAUGCAACAAAUAUAUCAACCUCCAGGCUCUAAAGACAAUGACCUUGGGCCAAUUGUAGAGGAAGGUCGAAAGCGCAGGAAAGGUAUUCCAAUCAAAGUCAAAAUAAGUAAAGCAAAGAUUGAAAAAGCAUUGAAGAAACGUGGCAGAAAGAGAAAGUUGAAGGAAGCUAAACCAACAGUGUCUAAGAAAGAGAAACCUGAAAUUGUAAAAGCUGAAGAUGCGGCGUCAGAAAAUAAUGAAAGCCAAAAAGAAGAUGCGCUUAAUGAAAUGAAUGAUAUUGAUACAAAAGAUGAUGUCGAUGAAGACUGGGAAAAAGACAUUGAAGAAAAUGAUGAUAGUGAUUUAGAUGAAGAUUACAACAUUGCGGAUGACCAAAUAUCACCAAAACAGAAAAAAAGACGUAGACGUUUCAAAAAUAGAAAGGACACUGAUGGCCCAAUCAAAUGUAUGGAAUGCAAUUAUAAGGCACCAAAUCCAUCUAGGCUUGAACUACACAUGAACAGUGUACACAAAGAUGACAUUACAUAUACAUGUAACCUCUGUGAUCAUACAUGUAAAUGGAACAGAGAACAUCAUAUUCAUAUGAAAAGUCACUUUGAUGGUCCUCCAUAUAAGUGUGACAAUGAGGAAUGUGAUUAUUCAUCUGAGAGAAUUCAGUUGUUGCUGAUACAUCGUAUGAAGCAUACAGAUGAGCGACCAUUUUCUUGUCCCAUGUGCAAUUUCCGAUUCAGGACAAAGAAUAAUCUCCGUACACAUAUGAGAUGUCAUACGGGAGAAAAACCUUUCAAAUGUUCAAUCUGUGGCAGGAGAUUUGCGACGAAAAACACAUUAAUGCAGCAUAGUGUAACGCACAGUGACCAUAGGCCAUACUUAUGUGAUCUUUGUGGAUUCUCAACCAAGUAUCAAUCGCAUCUGAUUGCACAUAAACGCAUACACACAGGCAAUGUAUUCAAGUGUCAGGAAGCCAAUUGCAAAUAUUCUACCCCCAAACGUAGUCAAUUAAAGUGCCAUAUGAGAUCACAUCUGUGUAUCCGUAGUCAUAUCUGUAGUGUGUGUGGAAGAGGCUUUGUAGAAAAGAGCCAUUUGGUGAGACAUGAACGUAUCCAUAUGGAUGACAAGGCAUUCAAAUGUGAACAGUGUGACUAUGGCAGCUCUAGACGCGACAAACUGAAGGAACAUGUUCUUAAACACCACGGAGAUAACGCUACUGCUAAGACACCAUAUAAACCACGACGUCCACGCACUCAGAAGCAAUUUAGUUACCCUGGGAUGGAAACUUCCCCAUCCUACUACCCUCAGGCUCAAGUGGAGAGCCCUGUUACGCUUGGGAGAGAGCAAGUCAAUUUUAGUAAUAUGCAGCUUGCUGGGGAUGCUAGUUUGCACGAGUCUAAGGAGAUACUGAUGUCUAAUUCACAUCAGCACCAAACACCACAGUCUCAUGUGAUCACAGAUUACCGCCCGCUAACUGUCGAUACGUCCAGCAUUAGCCUUGCCUCAGACAUACGCACAUCUAGUGUUAGCAAUCAAUCCCAUAAUCACCCCCACAGCCAGGGACAUUUAGAUAUGAAGGUCCCCCCUCCCGCUCACUCGCAGUUGCCUAUCACUGACCUACGUGUGCCUCACCCUCAGGGAUUACAGCCUGUUCAACUAAUGUCUCAACUGGAGCAGCGCCCUCCUGGACCUGGGGGCUAUCAUCCUGGGGAUAUGGCUAGCUUUGGAGCCUUUAUGCAACUCUUCUAGGGAUGCAGUAAAUAAUGUUUCCCUGAUAGUACAUUAGGCUACCUUAUUCUAAUAAGUAUUUGGGUCUUUUAUGCAGCAAUACAUACUUUUCACCAACAUACCCCUGCAUUAUGUUUGGCCUUAUAUUUGUCAUAUUUUAGCAUGCUAUAUCUUCUGCAUACUACUCUAAAAUUCGUACACAGCUACAGUACAGUGCUACAAUUGUUUUCAUUUCAUGAUGACGUUACAUUAUUCAUUUUGAUGAUUGAUGAGUGAAUUCAAAUUAUGUACAUAUUCUUUCACAUGAUUAUUUUUUUGUUGUCACUGUAAAGCGGUUCAAUGAUAAUGAUAUGCUCCAUUAUUGUACGGUGAAUCUGACUUGUUUUGUGUAUACUGAAGGACAUGAAUUUUCUUUAUUUCAAAACCAUCAAUUUUAAUUUAUUUUAUUUUUUUAAUUUAAAAAACACAAAAAUAUCACUGCUAUGCAUGAAUUAUAUAUUUCGAGAGAGACAUGAUAUGGCUUAGUAAGCAUUGCAGGUUUUCAAGACGAAAUCUUGAUCAUAUGUAAAAUUGUUCAUCAAAAUAGACUUCAAGACAACACCUUAUUCACAAUACAUUGUAAAGAGUGGUGAACAUGUUAUCAAGUUUAAGAACAUACUUUAUUUGUCUUUAACUUGGCUAGUAUGUUUUCUGUUAGAUUUUGAGCGCUGUUUAAAUUGAUUUUUUUUGAUCGAAAAUUAUUGAAAUAGUCAUCUCUGGGCAAAACGUGACAAUGUUCUUGAUUGAAUUGGCACUUUUGACAGUAAGCAGUCAUUGUAAAAUGAAAGGUGAUAUGAAUCCAUAGUUAAUUGAACAAAAACCUCUGACUUAUUGAAUUCUAUAGGGAGUUAAACAACUAUUUGAUAAUCAAAUUCACCAAACUAAAAUGCUUGCCAAAUUAAAUAUAAGAAUGGUACAAAAUUUUUACACAUGAAAACAUAUUUUCAAAAACUAAGAUAUUCUGAUGUGAAUAAGUGAAACUACAGUAAUGUAUAUUUUUAAUGUCUGACUCAG
Messenger RNA from Owenia fusiformis, 4081 nucleotides. The record is from the annotation of a GenBank genome assembly. Lineage: Eukaryota; Metazoa; Annelida; Polychaeta; Sabellida; Oweniidae.